Heterocephalus glaber (naked mole-rat) is the source of this 4949-nucleotide messenger RNA. It is a transcript of the gene Zfp41, whose product is annotated as ZFP41 zinc finger protein. Lineage: Eukaryota; Metazoa; Chordata; Mammalia; Rodentia; Bathyergidae. Gene Ontology annotation, molecular function: RNA polymerase II cis-regulatory region sequence-specific DNA binding; DNA-binding transcription factor activity, RNA polymerase II-specific. The record is from RefSeq and is a predicted model, not a curated record. Gene Ontology annotation, biological process: regulation of transcription by RNA polymerase II.
GACGCGCGGUCCCGCGGAAGCGCCCCGGGGCCGGGCUGUCUGGGCGCCAGCGUUGGGAGGCCUGCUUGCUUCCCCACCACGACUCCUCCACCUGGGCGAAGGCCUGUCUCGGGUCUGGGCGUGGGCCGGUAGCCACUCUGGGCCCACCCCCGGAGGGUCCAGUUUCCUAGUGUAGAUUCCCGAGGGCCGGGCGGGAAGGGGGCGAGCUUCCCAGGAGGGCUGGCCUACUGAUUGAUGCCAGGAGCUCUGGACCACAAGCCAGAGGCUUCACCCACAGAGGUGUAGGAGCAACCUUGAAGUUGCACAGCAAGGCGGGAACCCUGGCUGUUAGGCCAGCGGGGACUGAGCUGUCUUAUAUUACUAGCGUUCUCGAGGCCUGUGAAGUGAGAGGGCCAAGAACACGAUCGUUAUGAUAUACACCGUUUAUAAAAAUUAUUUCAUUUUUCAGUGUGCACAGCCCCUGCCUUAGGGCCUGCCAGCUCGAGUUGGGCAGAGAAGACUGUUACAAAGUGGGUUUCCUGAGCUCCACGUGUGACAGGGUCAGGGACAUGCAAAGAUAGUUCUGCCCUCAGGAACCUUACCUCAUAAGGAGACCGGCCUGUGUGGGACCAGCCACACGGGGAGUGACAAGUGCUCUAGUGGAGGAAGCAGUGCUGUGGUACCACAGGACCCCACAGUGGCCCCAGACUAGCAGGUGUCAGGGCUAGUAGGUUCCUCCCAAGUGGACUCAACAUAGGGACACUGUGACUUCACUUCCUGCCUUGGAGAGCUCAGCCCACCAGGUGGGGCACAAGUGUAGACUGCCCUUUUGUAAUGGCUCUUGGUUUUACCUAUUUUCUACUAAAGCUAGAUCUUAGCCUCUGGAGUGGGGACCAGUUACAAUGGUGCAUCCUGUAAUCAUAGCUAUUCUGAAAGCUGAGCCAGGAGGAUCACAAGUUCAGGUUGGGCAACUCAAAGUAAAAAGUUAAAACUCAGUGUUCCCUGGCUUCAAUCCCCAGUACUAGAGGGUGCGAGAGUGGCUAUGUAAGCCUUUGCCGUAGAUGGCAUAGCACCCCCUUCCCUCCUCAGCAUAGAUGUUGCCUUGUUCCUGCAGCCUCCCCCAGCCCAGGUACCCACCUUUCACCUUCAGAUCUGGCCUCCACCUGCCACUGAGAACUACCUCUUCUCAGAAGCCACCUCCAGCAGUGAGAGGACAGGUGCCAUCUUCCUAGCGCAAAGAUUUAGCUGCACACACAGGACAUGGCAAGCCACCUCUAUAAGACUAGAGUUACAGAGAUAUCAGGAAACCCCUGACUUCAAGCCCUCAGCCCUCCUUGACUUCCAAGGUGCUUCCUGCCUCCCAGGAUCAGUGAUGGAAAAGUCUGAAGGCAGGAAAAAGAUAACCCAGGCCCCAAAGGAGGAAGCGGUUGUACAAGAGGCCACUCUCAAAGAAGAGAAAGCAUCAAGCGGGAAAAGGCCCAACAAGAGACGGGCAGGGGCCAGAAAACACCACAGAGAGCCAACUCUGAGCCCUGAGGAUGAAGCACAUCUCUUUGAUGCCUUUGAUGCCUCGUUUAAAGAUGACUUUGAGGGGGUGCCUGUGUUUGUUCCCUUUCAGAAGAAGAAACCCUAUGAGUGCAGUGAAUGCGGACGGAUAUUUAAGCAUAAGACAGAUCACAUUCGCCAUCAGAGAGUUCACACAGGAGAGAAGCCCUUUAAGUGUGAUGAGUGUGGGAAGACCUUUCGGCACAGCUCUGAUGUCACUAAACACCAGAGAAUUCACACUGGUGAGAAGCCCUUUAAAUGUGGGGAGUGUGGGAAGGCCUUUAACUGCGGCUCCAACCUCCUGAAACACCAGAAAACACACACAGGCGAGAAGCCCUAUGAGUGUGAGGAGUGUGGAAAAGCCUUCGCCUAUAGCUCCUGUCUCAUCCGCCACCGGAAGCGCCACCCAAGGAAGAAGCACUGAGCAGGCAGUGGCCUGUGGCUCUCUGAGUUUGUGCUGAUUCAUUGUGGCUUCUCUCAUUCCUGGAAGCCCCGAGGGUCAUGUACAAUGUACCGGGUGUGCCUCUCGCUGCCUGGCUCUGUCAUCACCAGAAAAAUCCACCUGUCAGGCAUGUGAGCAACUAAGCCAGCCCAGGAAGUCUCUGUACCAAGACACGGUGGUAACACAGAAGCUCCCCAGAUUUGUAGCUCCGCUCAUUUUCUGAGAUAUUCCAUGCCACUCGGGGCUCAGCACCAGAUACACAUGGCACAUGCCCUGGAACAGAACAACACCCAGCAGGAGCAGCACCCACUGCUGGUGAGGGCCCAGUGCCUCCUGCUUCUGCAUAAGCCCUUCUGCCAGCACAUCUAGAGACUCUAGCCUAUGAACAGUCAGCCCCCUGGGUCUCUGAGCCCAGCCUUAUGCAGCUGAGAAAGAGCUAGGGACCUCAAGCUGGAUAGCAGUGCUCUGUGGCCAGCUCAGGGAACUCUGGGUGGCACCAGUUCUCACUCAUCCCUACACCGCUGGCUUCAGUGAUUGUCCUGUGAUUUGUUCUCUGGCUUCUAUCCUUGGGCUGGAUCACCAUUCCCGAACUCAGGCCUUGUCCCCAGAACUGGGCCACAUUGUGUGCCCUCCUGCCCUAGCUGUCAACUCAAAUGAGCAGCCUGACUCACCUGGAUCAUCUCAUCAGACAAGCUCUGUAUGCCCUUGAACACUGCCACCAUGGGAGAUUCCUUCCCCAGACAGGAAGUGGGGCUCAGAGUGCCAUCAGUCCCACCAUUGGCAGCUUUGAUUCACUUGAUCAUCAGACAUAGCAGUGGCCCUGCCCCAUGGUGGCCCUCCACCCAGUUAGGACCGAUUGGACAAGCCCCAGACAUGGAAUACCAUAUUGCCAAAUAUCUGCCCUGUGUUGGGCCACACAGACACCUGCAGCAGUGCAUAGACAGCGGGCGGUGCCACGGCCCUCCAGCAGCUGACUGCUAGCGUGGAUCACCCCAGCAAGAAGCUCUGGUGAGACAUGUGUACAAAGGAACCUCGAAAGCAAUAGGAAAGACCCCCACAAUCCCGCAUUCAAGGAACGGAGAGGACCAGUGUCCAUAUGCAGUUCUUGAGAGGAUGCAGCAGAGAGGCUGCUGGGGACCUGCACCCUGAAUGGCUGUCACCGUGGGGUCAGCUUGGUGGCAGGACAGGGUGAGUGCGAGGAGGCCUUUCAGACACUGUGGGCAACUCCAGGGCCCUUCCUCUGGUUCCCAAACCAACUUUUCCUGAGUGACCAGCAGUCUUUGCUCACUAUCAGCUGGUGCCACUGGAUGGCCCCCAGCACUGGCUUCUGACAUCAAUAAGGCCACUCUGGAGAGGCAAUUAAGAAACCCACUCAGUGUUCACAACCUGCUGGACAUCUGAGAUGUGUCCUAGGGGAAACCUGAGACCCCCUCAACUGAGCAUCAGAGUUCUUGUUGCAGGAAAAUGUUUAACCAAAGCUAGAAACUUCCUGGGAGUAUGAGGUGUCCAAGGCAGCCAGGGCCUCUCACCUGGGCAGCAUGUCCUGAGCCGCAUGUCUAGCAGGCACUGUCCCCUGAGGCCUCAUCCUGCAGGAAGAGCAUGGCCCAGCAGGGCUGCAACUGGGCGUCACUUGCAGAGAGCCUCUGCCAGAGACCAGACUUUGAGUGUCCCUUGAACAAGUGCUCUGUGACCCUCACUUGCAUCUGUUGUCCCUGAAGCCUCAUCCCAGUUGGGCAGGAAGGCAGAAACCAUCUCUUGGGAGAAGCAGGAGGUGAGCAUGUUGGAGAGGGGCACUGUGCCCCAUGGGACCAACAUCUCAGGGACACAAACCCAGCUCCACAAACCUAGUGGCAGGGCCCUUGUCUGCCCUCUGUCUCCUCUUCUGCACAGGGAGGGACAGGGCUGACUAGUGACGUAGACUUGGCCCAGGCUGAGUCCACUCGUUUCCUGGCAGGCUAUGGUCCCAGGGUGCACCUGAGGUUCAUUUCUAGUGACCUUGCCAGUCCCUCCCAAUUUGGGCACCAAGAUAUAAUUGUUCCUGUUCUGUGAGAGUGGGCUGAGACACCAAGACAUGUUGCAGAGGAAGGCAGACCUGGAGGAGGGAGGAGUCUCCUGGCCCAAGGUACACAUGAUUCGUGGCUUCUGGGGACACUCAAAGGAAGAUAGGGUGGACUUCCAGAGGUGGUGUGGACAAGGAGCUGGGCCCCUGUGCCAUUGGUCAACUGCAGGCUGGGAUACUGCUCUCAGCAUCAGCCUGAGCCUUCUAGAACCUGGUGCCUCAAGAGCUUGUUUGCUCUUUACUUGCUUGCUCCUCAGUCACCAGAUGCAUGGUCAGUACACUGAGGACAAACAGAUUUUCCUCACCUUGACCAAACCUUGCUGUAGUGACACCCAGGUUGGCAAUGUUGCACUGCAGAUGGCUCCAGAGAAGGAGCUCUGGGACCUUCAGAGGGUUCCUGGUGCCUCUGACCCCAGCUGCCUGUCCAUCCCUCAUGUCAGCCUCGUUGACAUGAGGUAUUUCCAUCUCUGCACCUCUUCCCUUUCCUGUGGUUCUAGCUCGUGGUGCGGGUGAACCUUUGGCAUGUCCUUACAUCCUCUCAUGGGAUGUGUGUCCUGCUCUUAUUAUGAACCGCAAUGACUAGUGCAUCGUGAACAACCUUUGACAGACAUGGUUGUGGUCUGUGUUGUGGCAGAUACUUUCCUAGUGUGAUGUUUCCCGGUUACAUUGUCCAAAACUUUAACUUUCCACCUCGCCAAAGUUGUUAAACUUCUACUUUCACACAAUAUCUCUAGUCCUUAGUAGUGUCAACACUGGGACAUUCUAUUUGGCAUUGGUGCCACUUUGUAUGUGGUUCCCACAUCCUGUGGAUUGUCGUGCAGGUCCCCACAUUGCCUGUGGCGACCACGGUACUCAUUAGCAGACACUGCCUUUUCCUGCUGCUUAUGUAUAUUUUCUCAGAGUAAAUGUCUAUUUCUAACCUGC